AACUUGCCGACCGCAAUUCGCCGUGUUUAUGUUUAUCUGUCAACGGUGAAAGGAAAUUCGACUUUUACCCCAACUUAUCGCGUGUCCCGUCGAACCACGACUGAAGUACGGUCGGAUUUUGCGUUCUUCGUCGUCCCGACAGUUCAAAACAGCCCUUUCGUGUUUAAAUCGUCGCGUACAUCGAACCUAACCUCAAAUCUAGUAAACGGUGUAAGUUCUCCUGACGAUCUUCAGAAAUGACCGAGAGUGAACACUGCCAGUCGAUCGACGACAACAUUCUGAAAUGCGGCAUAGGAGCAGGCGAACUGAGUCCUUCCUGGUCCUUUAGACCCAGAGGAUCGUUGGCCAGGGCCUUGUAUCAGAAACAGCAGCACGACGAGUUUCUGAGCCAUUUCGACAAGAAAAUCUGGUACCAAUGCGAUUUAAAGAGGCUGCCGGACGAUUUAGCGUCUAAGUUCGUCCAGCUCCAUCCGGACGAUGAGACGAACAAAUUCCUCAUUAGGUCCGAGGAAAAGUCCGAUUGGAUUUUCACGCAGCUUUGGCACUCUUUGGUGAAGUUCUUCUUGAGCUGGUUCAUGACGCAUACGGCCAUUAAUGGGUGGUUACAAAGGGGGUCAAUGUUCGUCGUGUCCCAGCCCCAGUUCCUUAAACUGGUGCGCGAGAAGGAGGGGUGGGUCGGCGACACGCUGCUGGACCUGGGGGCGGGUGACGGCGAAGUCACGGCACAUUUGGCACCGCUCUUCAACAAGGUCUACGCCACCGAAGCCUGCGCCACUAUGAGAGGACUGCUGCAACGCAAGGGAUACCAAGUCCUGGACUUAGAUAAUUGGUACGAGGAUCGAAAAUUUGACGUGAUUUCCUGUUUGAAUCUAAUCGAUCGUUGCGACAAACCGCUGGAAAUCCUGAAGCAGAUCCGGCAAUCCUUGAGACCAGAUGGGAGAGUCCUUCUGGCUGUAGUACUGCCAUUUUCAGCCUACGUGGAAUCAGGAGCUCCUGAUUUCAAACCACAAGAACUGUUGCCAAUAAAUGGGUCCACGUUUGAAGAGCAAGUUAGAAGUGCCGUUCAUGAAGUGUUCGCCCCAGCAGGAUUUGAGGUGGAGAGUUGGAGUAGAGUACCAUACUUGUGCGAAGGAGAUCUUCAGCAGUCAUAUUAUUGGCUGGACGAUGCUAUUUUUGUGCUAAAGCUGGCCAAUUGUUAAAGUUUGGAUGGGACCAAUUUUAUAUAAAGUAUUGCAUAUGUAGUAUUUUAUAAAGCUUUAAAUAAACUAUUUUAUAAUAAUAUAUAAAUAAUAUAUUUU
Molecule: messenger RNA, 1298 nt
Organism: Aethina tumida (small hive beetle)
Lineage: Eukaryota; Metazoa; Arthropoda; Insecta; Coleoptera; Nitidulidae
Product: protein-L-histidine N-pros-methyltransferase
Exons: 5
Coding region: 237-1199 (320 amino acids)
Molecular function (GO): protein-L-histidine N-pros-methyltransferase activity
Source: RefSeq, a predicted model, not a curated record